AUGGAGCCCCUUGGCCUCGUCCUCCUCCUGCUGCUGCUGCCCCCCGCCGAGCCCCGCCCCGGGCGGAUUUUGGGGGGCUCCGAGUGCCCCCCGGAGGAGCACGCGGGGCUGGUGCGGCUGUUCCAGUUUGACCAGUUCGUCUGCGGGGGGGCCCUGCUGAGCCCCCAGUGGGUGCUGAGCGCCGCCCACUGCCAGGCCAGCCACCUGCAGGUGCGCGCAGGUGAGCACAGCCUGGCCCAGGUGAGCGGCCACGAGCAGUUCGCCGCCGCCGUGGAGCUCGUGGUGCACCCGGACUUCGGCAAAGCCGCGGGGGAUUCCGGAAACUUCGAGAACGCCAGGAAUUCCUCCGGGGGUUCCCCCGGGGGUUCCCUCGGGAAUGCCGAGGGGUUUUUGGGGAACCCCCGGGGUUUUUGGGGGGAUUCCCGGGGUUUUCCCCGCGGCUCCGGGCGCUCCAAUGACCUGAUGCUGCUGCGCGUGGCGCCGCCCUUCACCUGCGGGCCGCGCGUCAGGCCCCUCCCCCUGCCCGAGGCCCCGCCCCCCGCGGGCUCCGCCUGCACCGUGAUGGGCUGGGGCAGCACCAGCAGCCCCCAGGAGUCGUACCCGGCCGUGCCGCAGUGCCUCAACGUCACCGUGCUCGGGGACAGCGCCUGCCCCACCUGUCCCCAGGUGUCCCCAGAGUCGUACCCGGCCGUGCCGCAGUGCCUCAACGUCACCGUGCUCGAGGACAGCGCCUGCCGUGACGCCUACGGGGCGCAGGUGACCCCGGACAUGCUGUGCGCAGGCGUGCCCGAGGGCGGCAAGGACUCCUGCCAGGGUGACUCCGGGGGUCCCCUGCUGUGCGGGGGCCGGCUGCAGGCCGUGGUGUCCUGGGGCGAGCACCCCUGCGGUCAGCCCGGCCGGCCGGGGGUGUACGCCCGCGUCCAGCCCCACCUGGCCUGGAUCCGCGAGGUCAUCGGGGACGAGGGAGUGACCGCCGACCCCGCCUGUGGCCCCGAGUGA
Messenger RNA from Passer domesticus (house sparrow), 999 nucleotides. RefSeq names its product beta-fibrinogenase mucrofibrase-3-like. The coding region runs from base 1 to 999 and encodes 332 amino acids. Lineage: Eukaryota; Metazoa; Chordata; Aves; Passeriformes; Passeridae. The transcript is spliced from 6 exons. The record is from RefSeq and is a predicted model, not a curated record. Gene Ontology annotation, biological process: proteolysis. Gene Ontology annotation, molecular function: serine-type endopeptidase activity.